AUAGAUUUGAGAUUCUUUAUGUAUUUUUAGGGGGUUGGAGAGGACCCCAUCUGAGAAUGCAGCCUCCCUAUCUGUCUGAUAUACAGUAGCAGCGAGCCUCUUUCAACAAACACACACACACACACCAUUCCUGGAUGAAUUCACCACCUAAUUUUAUCUGUACUCCCUUCUCUCUGGCAGCUCAUCCACACUUACAGCAACCUUGUCUUUCACUUCUCUAAACAACAAUAGGUGCAAAAACACCUUUCAAAGGAAAAUAACAUACAUUUAAACAAGGAAACUGCAAUGUGGUAAAAUAAAAUAUGGAAAAUGUGAUUUUUCUGUCAAGUAUUUACAUGAACAUUAUUAGAGGAAAGUUAGGCUAUAUUUAGUACAAUUACUACCAAAGACAGUCAUAGUGGCUUCUCUGGAGCGAGAAAAACAGAGAUAUAGAAAGAGAGGGAGAGGUAGAGACUUGCCAGAGAGCGAGUGAGACAAGAGACAGGGAAAGAGGGGGAGAAGGGGAGAGAGCGGGGGAGAAGGAGCACAUCAGCGCGGCAGCAGCAUCAGGGGCAUAUUCAUUAGUCCAAACAAAAACUAGAGUUCAUAUUGGAAAAAUGCAGAUGGCGUGCCAGGGCCUUGCGAGCGGCGAGACUCUGAAGUCGCUGAAGGCGGAGAGCGAGACGCUGAGGAAGAAGCUCGAGGAGGAGCGGAAGAAGCUGCACGAUGUGGAGUUGGAGAAGGUAGCUGAGAAGGCAGAAGCUCUUGGUGAGUUAAACAUGAAGACUCGGAGGACACUGAAGGGCCAUGGCAACAAGGUGCUCUGUAUGGACUGGUGCAAAGACAAACGACGCAUUGUCAGCUCCUCACAGGAUGGGAAGGUCAUCGUAUGGGAUGCUUUCACCACCAAUAAGGAACAUGCAGUGACCAUGCCGACUACGUGGGUGAUGGCGUGUGCCUACGCCCCCUCUGGCUGUGCCAUCGCCUGUGGGGGAUUGGAUAAUAAGUGCUCAGUGUACCCUCUCUCAUUGGACAAGGACGAGAACUUGGCGGCCAAGAAGAAGUCGGUUGCCAUGCACACCAACUACCUGUCCGGCUGCACCUUCACCAACUCUGACAUGCAAAUCUUGACAUCCAGUGGGGACGGUACCAGUGCGCUGUGGGACGUGGAGAGUGGUCAGCUGCUGCAGAGUUUCCACGGUCACUCUGCUGAUGUCCUCACUCUGGACCUCGCCCCCUCUGAGACUGGAAACACCUUCGUCUCCGGGGGUUCUGAUAAGAAGGCUAACGUUUGGGACUUGCGCUCAGGGCAGAACGUCCAGUCGUUUGAUACCCACGACUCUGACAUCAACUGUGUCAAGUACUACCCCAGUGGCGAUGCUUUUGCCUCUGCUUCUGACGACUCUACCUGCCGUCUGUUUGAUCUCAGGGCUGAUCGGGAGGUGUCCAUCUACUCCAAAGACAGCAUAAUGUUUGGAGCCGCCAGUGUCGACUUCUCUCUUAGUGGUCGUCUGUUGUUUGCUGGCUAUAAUGACUACACCAUCAAUGUGUGGGACGUCCUGAAGGGGACCAGAGUAGCCAUCCUGUUUGGUCAUGAGAACAGAGUCAGCUCACUCAGAGUCUCUCCUGAUGGAACUGCUUUCUGCUCUGGGUCCUGGGACAACACUCUACGGAUCUGGGCCUAGAGCUGCUGAUGUCAUCAGAGCGAGACUGAACCCCUGGAAGUCAGGGGUCAGAGGUUAAGGGUCAGGACCAGAGUCAUGUGACCAGUCGACCCAGAGUGCCCAUGGAGCACACCCUGCCGCAGAAAGAGUCUGCCCAUAGAAACUAUAUUCAGUUACACACAAUAAUAAA
Molecule: messenger RNA, 1833 nt
Organism: Oncorhynchus mykiss (rainbow trout)
Lineage: Eukaryota; Metazoa; Chordata; Actinopteri; Salmoniformes; Salmonidae
Product: guanine nucleotide-binding protein subunit beta-5b
Biological process (GO): signal transduction
Molecular function (GO): protein binding
Source: RefSeq, a predicted model, not a curated record